Molecule: messenger RNA, 394 nt
Organism: Microtus ochrogaster (prairie vole)
Lineage: Eukaryota; Metazoa; Chordata; Mammalia; Rodentia; Cricetidae
Gene: F2
Product: prothrombin-like
Exons: 2
Biological process (GO): platelet activation; blood coagulation; proteolysis
Cellular component (GO): extracellular region
Molecular function (GO): calcium ion binding; serine-type endopeptidase activity
Source: RefSeq, a predicted model, not a curated record
GCUGCCUAAAGACCCAGGCCCCAGCUCCUAAUGCUCACUACUUCCCCUGUAGGCAGGUGAUGCUCUUCCGGAAGAGUCCCCAAGAACUGCUGUGUGGGGCCAGCCUUAUCAGUGACCGGUGGGUCCUCACUGCUGCCCACUGCCUUCUGUACCCACCCUGGGACAAGAACUUCACCGAGAAUGACCUUCUGGUACGCAUUGGCAAGCAUUCCCGCACCAGGUAUGAGCGGAACAUUGAAAAGAUCUCCAUGCUGGAAAAGAUCUACAUCCACCCCAGAUACAAUUGGCGGGAGAACCUGGACCGUGACAUCGCCCUGCUGAAGCUCAAGAAACCCGUACCGUUUAGCGACUAUAUUCACCCUGUGUGCCUGCCAGACAAGCAGACAGCAGCCAG